Messenger RNA from Camelina sativa (false flax), 1655 nucleotides. The record is from RefSeq and is a predicted model, not a curated record. Lineage: Eukaryota; Viridiplantae; Streptophyta; Magnoliopsida; Brassicales; Brassicaceae.
GGUUUAUGAGGUUUAUGGUUCUUAGUAUAAAUAAGAUUGUAAAGAAACUCUUGAAUGUUAAGCAAUGAGAAAUUAGAAAGCUUCAGUCUUGUUAAAGUGUUCUUACUUUCAUGGUAUUAGAGCUCAUGGAAAUCGCAUCCAUGGCCUCAUAUUCGGUUCCUUCUCUCAACAUCUCAAACUGUGUUACGGUGACUCUUACUCAGAAGAACUACAUCCUUUGGAAGAGCCAGUUCGAAUCGUUUCUAGCUGGUCAAGGGUUACUGGGAUUCGUCAAUGGAUCUAUUCCUGCUCCAAACACCACGGCUGUUGCAACAAGUCUAGACGGCACUAGAACAGAGUCAACAAACCCAGAGUUCUCGACUUGGUACCGUACAUAUCAGGUGGUCAAGUCGUGGCUUUUAGGGUCUUUCUCAGAAGACAUACUGAGUGUCGUAGCUAGUUGCUCUACUUCAAACCAGGUAUGGAUGUCACUCGCCAACCAUUUUAACAGAGUAUCCUCAUCUAGAUUGUUUGAGCUUCAGAGGCGUUUACAAACCUUAGAUAAGAAAGAUAGGUCUAUGGAAUCAUAUCUUAGAGAUCUUAAGGGAGUCUGUGACCAGUUAGCCUCUGUUGAUAGCCCUGUUCAAGAAAAGAUGAAGAUUUUCGCUGCUUUGAAUGGUUUAGGCCGAGAAUAUGAACCCAUCAAGACCACCAUCGAAACGCUUGUUGAUGGUUCCCCUGCUUUGACUUUGGAUGAUAUAAUACCGAAGUUGACUGGUUAUGAUGAUCGUUUACAAGGAUAUCUAGCUGAAACUGCUGCGGCUGUAACACCACAUGUUGCCUUUCACGUUUCUCAACCCUCGAAUGAGUACUAUCAUCAGAAUAGCUUUAGAGGACGAGGAAAUGGUAACAGAUCCGGUCGUGGCAGAGGUUCGUUCUCCACAAGAGGCAGAGGGUUUCAUCAGCAAAUCUCGUCUAAUGGUUCUCAAAUGACUCGAAGUGCAUUGGUUUGUCAAAUUUGCAGUAAAACAGGACAUCAUGCUCUCAAAUGUUGGGAUCGGUUUGAUAAUGGGUAUCAGUAUGAAGAAGAUGUUCCAAGAGCUUUAGCUGCGAUGAGGAUUACAGAAGUUACUGAUCAACAAGGCACAGACUGGCUCCCAGACUCUGGUUCCUCUGCACAUGUCACCAACACUGUUCAAAACCUGCAGCAGUCUCAACCAUACCACGGUAAUGAUUCGGUAAUGGUGGGUGAUGGUUCCUUCCUUCCCAUCACUCACACAGGUUCAACCAGUAUAGCUUCUACCUCAGGCCACAAAGAAGCUUCUGGUAAUGGGAAGUCUGCAUAAUAAUCAAUACAGUCUGGAGGAUCCAACACAUCAAGUCUUUUUCUCCACACAGAAACACUCCACCAGUGACGAAGUUUGGCACAGAAGGCUUGGUCAUCCGAAUAUGCAAGUCCUCCAGCAGCUUGAAAAAUGCGGUUCCAUCUCAAUCAGUAGAAUCACGAAGGCAGUGUGUGAGGCUUGUCAACUUGGCAAGAGCUCAAGACUUCCAUUUUCUGUUUCUUCUUUUUUCUGCAUCUAAACCUCUUGAGAGGAUUCACUGUGAUCUGUGGGGACCCUCUCCAAUAAUGUCUGUUCAAGGAUUUCGGUUCUAUGUAGUGUUUGUUGACAAUU